CGAAUGCGAACACAGAUACCUAACCUAAAUCAAAUAACAAAUCCAAAGUCGCUUGUGCUGAGCAGUGAAAUGUUUAGCGUCAACUUCUAACAACUACCUACCUAGGUACCUAGUCUUCAGUAAUAUAAAUCAUAUCAACUUUUCGGAGUUCACGAGCUUUCGGGCUGUGUCUACCGUCAAAAUGGCUCCAUCGGCGAAUCUAACUACAAAGCUAAAGGUCCAGCUAAAACUAUCCAUUGCACGAUUGCGCAUGGUGCAGCAGCGUGAUGAAGCCAUGGGAAAGACGCAAAGGAGGGCAAUGGCCCAGUUGCUGGAGGUCGGUAAGAUUGAUUCAGCCAAGAUUAGAGUUGAGAAUAUUAUUCGAUCCGAUAUCACUACGGAACUCCACGAAAUCCUCGAGCUGUAUUGUGAGUUAUUGCUAGCGCGAGCUGGCCUUUUAGAGGGUAGCGUAUGCGAUCCUGGAUUGGAAGAAGCAGUGAAAAGCAUCAUAUACGCUGCUCCUAAGACGGAGAUCAAAGAACUGCAGCAAGUACGCAUACUUUUAGCGGAGAAGUACGGCAAGGAGUUCGUGCUGUCCGCCAUGGAAAACUCGGACAAGAAAGUCUCCGAGAAGGUCAUCAAGAAACUCAGUGUCACCCCACCUCGAGAAGAGCUUGUCCAGGGUUAUCUGGAAGAGAUCGCGCGAGCAUAUGGAGUCAACUGGCCGAGGCGAGCUAAGGAUCUAGGGGAUCCUCCCGAAUUCGUGGACGACGACACAAAUGAUAAUCCAAGUGGCGGGCAAGCGCAGAAGAGUUCAGAAGCAGCUCUGCCUACUGACGACAAAUCUGCGCAAGAGAGGGAAGCGCUUAGCCGCGAAACUCCCCCUCGAACCCUAGGUCUGGAUUCUCCGGUACAUAUUAAUCCACCAAGUCCAUCCUCGGAUAACCCUCGCCCGAGAAUUACGUUGAACUCAGUAGAACUGAAACCCAGUCAGAAGAUGGUUGAUGCUGGAAUGUCGAAGAGCAACGAUAGUAAGAAGGAUAGGACGAGCGUUGAUGAAUUAACAGCUCGCUUUGCUGCUCUGAAGCGUUGAUAAUGCCUCCAUAUCAGGUCCUAGAGAAUUUGAAACCCUUAUAAGAUGACUUCAUCGGCGAUCAAGCUACCCCGUUCUCUCUAAUUCUAUCUUCCGGCUCAUCUUAUAUAUAUAACCUACCUCCUUAUAGCUCUUUAGGUACUUAUAUGAGAUAUAUUUAUCUUGAAUAAA
This is a messenger RNA of Daldinia caldariorum, 1243 nucleotides long. RefSeq names its product DUF292-domain-containing protein. The record is from RefSeq and is a predicted model, not a curated record. Gene Ontology annotation, biological process: protein transport. Lineage: Eukaryota; Fungi; Ascomycota; Sordariomycetes; Xylariales; Hypoxylaceae. The transcript has 2 exons. The coding region runs from base 182 to 1072 and encodes 296 amino acids.